Molecule: messenger RNA, 2952 nt
Organism: Rhea pennata
Lineage: Eukaryota; Metazoa; Chordata; Aves; Rheiformes; Rheidae
Gene: SH2B3
Product: SH2B adaptor protein 3
Exons: 9
Coding region: 115-1518 (467 amino acids)
Biological process (GO): intracellular signal transduction
Cellular component (GO): plasma membrane
Molecular function (GO): transmembrane receptor protein tyrosine kinase adaptor activity
Source: RefSeq, a predicted model, not a curated record
GGGAGCGGCAGGAUGCGCGCCCGGGGAAGGACGUUUCCUGCCUGAGCAGCAUGCGCGGCGCCGAUAAAUGCCACGCGCGAGCACAAGCAGCGGCGCGGCGGCCGAGGCUCUGCGAUGAACGGGCACGCGGCGCCGGGCGGCCCGCCGGCGCGGCCCCGGGGCUGGAGCGACUUCUGCGAGCUGCACGCCAUCAGCGCCGCCAAGGAGCUGGCCCGGCACUACCUGCGCUUCGCCACCGAGCACCCGCAGCACGACCCGCUGGCCGCCGAGAGCUUCUCGGUGCACUUCACCCACCUCUUCCAGCAGUACUUCCGACGCGAGGUGACGGAGGGCUCCGGCGCCGGCCCCGCCGCCCGCGACUACCGGGAAGCGCCGGCGGGCGCCGCGGCCGGCAAGGGCGAGGCGGAGCGGGGCGCCCCGCGGAGCUCGGAGGAGCUGCCCGGCGCCGCGCCGCGGCCCUUCUCCCUGGGGCGGCUGCGGCGGAGCUGGCGCGGGCUCUUCCGCCGGCGCUGCCCGGAGGCGCCCGCCGGCGAGGCCGGCGGCUCCGAGCGGGCGCCCGCGCGCAAGGAGGGGCUGCUCAAGUACGGGCUGCUGGACGAGACCUCGCUGGACAGCGGGACGCGCUGGCGGCGGUGCCGGCUGCUGCUGCGCCCCGCGGGGCCGCCCCGCGCCCCCGGCCACGUCCUCGAGCUCUUCGACCCGCCCAAGGCCUCCCAGCCGACGCUGCGCGCCGCCUGCUCCGCCGUGCGGGAGGUGCGGAGCUGCACGCGCCUCGAGAUGCCCGACAACCUCCACACCUUCGUCCUCAAGGUGCACGAGGCGCCCGACGUGCUCUUCGAGGCCGGGGACGAGCAGCAGCUCAGCUCCUGGACGGCCGCCAUCCGGCAGUGCUCCGGCCGCGGGUGCCAAGCGGGCGACCCGGAGCUCCCGGCGGCCGGCCAGCGUCCCGAUGCAGCCGGCGCCGCCGGCCAAGGUGAGCGCGGCGGCGGCGGCGGCGGUGAUGAGCCGGCGGCGCCCGGCGCGGAGCGGCUCCUCGCCUCCUUCCCCUGGUUCCACGGGCCGGUGUCCCGCGUGCGGGCGGCCCAGCUCGUGCAGCUGCCGGGCCCCGAGGGCCACGGCGUCUUCCUGGUGCGCCAGAGCGAGACGCACCGCGGCGAGUACGUGCUCACCUUCAACUUCCAGGGCAGAGCCAAGCACCUGCGGCUCUCGCUCGCGGAGCGGGGCCAGUGCCGCGUGCAGCACCUGCGCUUCUCCUCCGUCCUGGACAUGCUGCACCACUUCCAACGGUAUCCCAUCCCCCUGGAGUGCGGCGCGCCCUGCGACGUCCGGCUCGCCAGCUACGUCGUCGGCCUGCCCCGCGCGCCAGCUCCCGGCAGCCCCCUCGCUCUGCCCCUGCCCGCGCCCGGCGAGCCGCCGCCGGAGCAGCUCUUCCAGCUGGUGCCGCUGCCGGCGGAGCCGGCGCCGAGGCCGGGCCGCGGCCGCCCACGCGCCGUCGACAACCAGUACACGCCGCUGUGAGCACUUUGGAGCCCGCCUGGGUGUCACGGACAGGAAAAGGAAAGACUGUAACUAUUUUCUUCCUUCUGAUACUUGAAGAAAUAAAAUGAUUGAGCUUGGGACUUGGUAGAUCUAGUUCUCUGGCCCACGUGUGCUUUUACCCACAUUUGUGGAGUAUUCAGGAUAGCCGCUUCAGGGUUCAGUUGCCGGAGGACGGAAAAUCAAUGGGGGCUUUGAGCUCCCGCACCCCUCACCCUCCUCGCUCCGCAGUCACCGCCACCUCCUGGGCUACCUCGGAGGAAGAAGCAGGCAGGUAGAGCUGAGAAAGCCUGAUGCAACCGCUGAGGUCUCGGCUUGCGCUUUAGCCCUGCAGACAGACUUGGCUCGACUUCACGAGCGCAACGUAACUGAGCGGCCGGACAGGACGCCGUGCCUGCGGCCAACGCUCGCCGCGGGCUCCCUGCGGAGCAGGCUGCGGGCAGAGAGCCUGGUUUUAGACUGACGCAGGGCAGCUGCUUUGGACAUGAGACGCAAGACAACAGGUAGAGCCUUCACGACAGGAACGAGGGUAGCAGGUAACCUAAGACUUACCAAAUCUUUAGUCCAGGUCCAGACAAAACUUCCCUCCCUUAACUCCAUGUUAUGCUUAGAAAAGUCCCUGUUUGCUGACAACAGACCGCUCCCGUCUGUGGCUCCUGCACGUCCCUUGCAUCGGACAGGCUCCGAAGAAGUUUGAGACACGAGUGUGAAGCACGAUUUCAUCUCUUCUCCCUUUCCACCCGCUGCAUCAUCCCAGCGCAGUGGACCAGGACGGGUAGUUCGGAGCAAGUCACCAAAACACACCAUCGCCUCAUGGAUUGCUUUUGCUUCAAACUAUUUUCCAUCAAAUCUUGUAGGAAAAGGUCCAGGUCCAAAGAGAAGCCAAAGCCAAAACCAGGAGAAAAGCGUGGCCGUCCAGCCUGAGCCCAAGCCGGUCUGCUUGAAGCACCCCUUUACCCACACCAGCACAGCUGCGAGGGAGCCGGGCAGCAGCUUUCUGUUUCUCAUUAUUUGACCACAGAACACUGCUGUCAUACAACCAAUGCAAUUUUACCUUAACAAGCAUAAAAAGCCUUGAUAUCUUGACUAACAGGUUUGAAUACAGAACAAGCUUAAAUUAAAUUUUAGAAUACUAUCUGAACAGACCAUAACCUUCGCCAACAACUACCAGAAGUGGGGGGAGUUGACUGUGCAUUCUCUAACUCGGUCUUUAACAGGUAGAUUAAAGCCAAAAAAAGUUGGUUGGAAUAAGAGCAUGUUCAUUUGGAAGUUCUACUUUUCACCUGCACAGAAAAGUUCUUCUUAUAUAUUUUCUAUGUAUUGUUUCUGUAUGUACUGUACAAAUAACUUAUUCUUUAAUAAUGCAAUUUUAUCAUAAUAUAAAAAAGGUCUGCUCUUAAUAAACUGUUUCUAGAA